CUCCUUCACCGUCCACUCGUAGCUUUGACUGGGCGGCCGCAGGUCUUAAGCCACCAACACAACCUGCUGGAACUUGGAAAUGUGGCACAUGUUUGGCUGGUAGCAACAGUGCCAGCCAGGAUAAAUGUGCCUGCUGCGAAACCCCACGCAGCUCUGCCAUUGCUGUUUAA
Molecule: messenger RNA, 170 nt
Organism: Acaulospora colombiana
Lineage: Eukaryota; Fungi; Glomeromycota; Glomeromycetes; Diversisporales; Acaulosporaceae
Source: the annotation of a GenBank genome assembly